Messenger RNA from Elaeis guineensis (African oil palm), 1942 nucleotides. Its product is annotated as 3-ketoacyl-CoA synthase 6. Gene Ontology annotation, cellular component: membrane. Lineage: Eukaryota; Viridiplantae; Streptophyta; Magnoliopsida; Arecales; Arecaceae. The record is from RefSeq and is a predicted model, not a curated record. Gene Ontology annotation, biological process: fatty acid biosynthetic process. Gene Ontology annotation, molecular function: acyltransferase activity, transferring groups other than amino-acyl groups.
CCAUAACUCCUCUCCAAGGCAAGCUUCUCCUUUCAAUUUCCACAUCACGGAAAGCAGCAGAAAGGAGACAGCUUAUAUACAAUUCAAGGGUAAAACCAAAUCCAAGGAGAAAAAGAAAAAUAGCGAGUAAGAAAUUGAGAUCGACCUCCACACGAUGCCGGCCGCGCCGCUGCCUGAGUUCUCGAGCUCGGUCAAGCUCAAGUACGUCAAGCUGGGAUACCAAUACCUCGUGAACAACUUCCUGACCUUCCUCCUGGUCCCUUUCAUGGCUGUACUGGCCGUCGAGCUAGUCCGUCUCGGCCCCGACGAGAUCAUCACGCUGUGGCGGUCCCUCCAUCUCGACCUCGUCGAGAUCCUCUGCAUGGCGUUCUUGAUAGUGUUCGUUUCCACGGUCUACUUCAUGUCGCGGCCCCGGCCGGUGUACCUGGUGGACUACGCCUGCUUCAAGCCCCCGAACACGUGCCGCGUUCCCUUCGCUACCUUCAUGGAGCACACCCGGCUCAUCUACUCCGACCCCAAGAGCGUCCAGUUCCAGACCCGCAUCCUCGAGCGCUCCGGCUUGGGCGAGGAGACCUGCCUUCCCCCGGCCAACCACUACAUCCCCCCCAACCCCACCAUGGAGGCCUCCCGCGCCGAGGCCCAGUUCGUCAUCUUCUCCGCCAUCGACGACCUCAUCAAGAAAACCGGCGUCAAGCCCAAGGAUAUCGAUAUCCUCGUCGUUAACUGCAGCCUCUUCUCUCCCACGCCGUCCCUCUCGGCGAUGAUCGUGAACAAGUACAAACUCCGCAGCAACAUCCGAAGCUUCAACCUCUCCGGCAUGGGAUGCAGCGCGGGGCUGCUCUCCAUUGACCUCGCCCGCGAUCUCCUUCAGGUGCACUCGAACUCGAACGCCCUUGUCAUCUCCACGGAGAUCAUCACGCCCAACUUCUACUCCGGCAACCAGCGGGCGAUGCUCCUGCCCAACUGCCUCUUCCGCAUGGGCGCCGCCGCCAUCCUGCUGUCGAACCGCCCCCGAGAGGCCCGGCGUGCAAAGUACCGGCUUGUCCACGUGGUGCGCACCCACAAGGGCGCCGACGACCGGGCCUACCGCUGCAUCUACGAAGAGGAGGACGCCGAGGGCUACUCGGGGAUCUCACUGUCCAAGGACCUCAUGGCGAUCGCCGGCGAGGCGCUCAAGUCCAACAUCACCACCAUCGGCCCGUUGGUUCUGCCGGUGUCGGAGCAGCUGCUCUUCUUCUUCACCCUCGUCGGCCGGAAGCUCAUCAACAUGAAAUGGAAGCCCUACAUCCCCGACUUCAAGCUGGCCUUCGAGCACUUCUGCAUCCACGCCGGCGGCCGCGCGGUGAUCGACGAGCUGCAGAAGAACCUGCAGCUGUCGCCGGAGCACGUCGAGGCGUCGCGCAUGACGCUGCACCGCUUCGGCAACACCUCCAGCAGCUCCCUCUGGUACGAGCUCAGCUACAUCGAGUCCAAAGGCCGGAUGCGGCGCGGCGAUCGGGUGUGGCAGAUCGGCUUCGGCAGCGGCUUCAAGUGCAACAGCGCUGUCUGGAAGUGCAUCCGCACCAUCAAGACCCCCGUCGAUGGGCCGUGGGCCGACUGCAUCCACCGCUACCCGGUCCACAUCCCGGAGGUCGUCAAGCUUUGAUGGAGGAACUUAAUUAGCCCGACGACGAUCUACCAUAGAUCACCAACCCUCAGCCAAUGCAUAGACUUCUUCUUUCUCUCUCUCUCUCUCGCUCGCUCUCUGUAUCGGUAUCUGCUCUCCAUGUGUGCUUGGAUUUGCUUCGACGGUGUACUUAAUGCUGGCAAGACAGCCACCUUGGUCUAAAACUGGAAUGGGGUUUUGAGAGGACGUGUCCGUCCUCCUGUACGUGACAAUGCACUUAAUACGCGAUUAGCGAAUGACGUGCAUCCUAUAUCGGAAUAAAUGGAUCUAAAAUAA